UUCAACCCAAUGUGUUUUACCGUCGUGUGUGUGUGUUCCUCAAACCUCACACACAGGGAUUUUAGACCAACAUGUAGGUUUGUAACACCACCACCGCAAUGACAAGACUUUCGUUGUCACCAUCUGCUUCACCGUAAACCCGCGACGCUGUUGGCCGUAUUGGAUGGAGGGAGCCGUGAGGCCGGUGGAGGCCGGGGGGAGCUCAUCCUCAGCCGGGGCCGCUGUGGCGGAGGACACGGACACCGUCAUCGGAGUCGGAUACGGGAUAGAAGACAUUGCUGCUAAGAAGAGCUACAUAACUGAGAUGCCGUCCUCAUCCUGCCACCCAGGCUUAGGCCUUGAGAAGAAGAUCGGCCACCGCAGGGUGGAUGCCUCAGGGGAGACCACGUACAAAAAGACGACCUCGUCGGCGCUGAGAGGUGCGAUCCAGCUGGGCAUCGGCUACACGGUGGGCAACCUGAGCUCCAAACCCGAGAGAGACGUGCUCAUGCAGGACUUCUACGUUGUGGAAAGCAUCUUCUUUCCAAGUGAGGGCAGUAAUCUGACUCCAGCGCACCACUUCCCAGACUUUAGGUUUAAGACCUACGCCCCUGUGGCUUUCCGUUACUUCCGGGAGCUCUUCGGGAUUCGACCCGAUGACUACCUGUACUCUUUAUGUAACGAGCCCUUGAUCGAGCUCUCAAACCCCGGAGCUAGCGGAUCCAUCUUCUACGUCACCCGAGAUGACGAGUUCAUCAUCAAAACCGUGCAGCACAAAGAGGCGGAGUUCCUGCAGAAACUGCUACCUGGGUACUACAUGAAUCUGAACCAGAACCCAAGGACCCUGCUCCCCAAGUUCUUCGGCCUGUACUGCAUCCAGUCUGGAGGGAAGAACAUCCGGAUCGUGGUGAUGAACAACGUUCUGCCACGUGUCUUCCGGAUGCACCUGAAGUUUGACUUGAAGGGCUCCACGUACAAGCGCAGAGCAUCCAAGAAGGAACGGGAGAAGUCCAAGCCUACGUUUAAAGACUUGGACUUUAUGCAAGAAGUGCCUGACGGAUUACUGCUGGACACAGACACUUACAACGCCCUGGUCAAGACCCUGCAGAGGGACUGCCUGGUUUUAGAAAGCUUCAAGAUCAUGGACUACAGCUUGCUCCUGGGUGUCCACAACAUGGACCAGGCUGAGCGUGAGCAGCAGACGGACGGUUCUCAGAGCAGCAGUGACGAGAAGAAGCCUGCGACCCAGCGAGCACUUUACUCCACAGCAAUGGAGUCCAUUCAGGGAGGAGCUAGCUGCGGAGACUCCAUUGACACGGAGGACACGAUGGGGGGAAUCCCAGCAGUGAGUGGAAAAGGCGAGAGGCUGCUGCUGUUUAUUGGCAUCAUAGACAUCCUGCAGUCAUACAGACUCAUUAAGAAGCUGGAGCACACGUGGAAAGCGCUGGUCCAUGAUGGAGACACAGUAUCGGUGCACAGGCCAAACUUCUACGCCGACCGUUUCUACAAGUUUAUGAGUUCUACAGUAUUCAGGAAGAGCUCCUCGCUGAAGUCCUCGCCCUCGAAGAAGAGCCGCAGCGCACUCGCGGUGCCCAAACAUAGCGGGCCUGGGGCGGCCUGGUCAGCCAGCCAGCUUCCCUCGGAGCGAGACCACCACAUCUACGACCUGAGAGGAGCACGCAGUUUUCCUGUGCUUGAGAACGAUGGUCUGCAUCCAUGUACUCCUCCAUCAUUUGAGGAGGCCACCACAGCCUCAGUUGCCACCACGCUGUCAUCCAACACAUCGAUAUCGAUCCCGGAGCGGUCCCCGUCUGACACAGCAGAGCACCCCCGUUACAGGAGGCAAACCAUGACUCUUAAGGACAGCGAUGGAAGGAUGGUCGAUGUCCACGAGGAGGACCUGCAGACUAUCACUGUGCAGGUGGAAGUUAAGAGGGCAACAGAUGAUGAGGAAGAGAAAGAAGAGACAGUCAUAGAUGAGAAUGCUGAGUUUGGGGGUGUGAAGGAGCCUGUGAUCUUCUGUACACCUCCUCCUACAGAGAGCAGCAUGCCCGAGGAAAUCGAUGUCCUCUCCCUGCCAGAAAUCAGAGAGACCGAGAUUCUGGACGACAUCAUCCCAGAGACGCUCGACCAUCCACAGACAACAGAUCUCCCUCUACCUGCAUCGCCACCGGCAACCGUCUCUCUUGAGGAGGUCACCCUGGAAACCGGCGCCGGGGCAGACGCAUCAUCGGAGUCAGGAGCUCCUGAUGCACGUGUUCGGAGCUCCACGCGAGGCGGACGGCAAUCCGGGUCCCCCAGCCAGGCGUCUGUAGACGAAGAGGUUGUGCCAAUGACCGAUAUCUAUUUCAGAAGCAGCUUGGAUGAUGUAGUGGAACUGUGAAGGUAACAAUGUGUGUCUGCAUGCAUCAUCAGACCCUGGUUUAUUAAAACUCCAUAUAUAUAUAAAAUAUCUAAAUGUAAACGUGUUCUCACUUGAGAUUCUUUUGUAAUUGAAUUGAAACACUUGGGGGAAAAAAACGUGAAAGUCAGAAUUUUGAAAAACUUUCCAAAUAUUUUAAGAAAUGAUAAUUUUAAUAAAUUUCAACAAAUAUCUUUUUUUUUUUUUCACAGAACCCUAAAAAUCCUUGACAAAAAAAAUGGAUGAAAUGAGUGAAGUAGAAAUUGUGCAACUCUUAUAUAAAUCAAUACAAACAUAGACAUAGAGUUUUAAUAAAUCAGGGUGUGUGCGUGUGUGACUGAGUGUGUGGGAAAGCAGUUUGCUGCAAAACUCGAACACAACCAGCUUCCUGGUUUUAUCUGCGAGACUCAGUCCAGCACCUGACCUGAUCACUGUCCAUCUCAUUGUUUGUUUUACUUUACUGUUUCAGUUCAUUCAGAUCAUUCGAGCUUCAUCAGCAUUCCAUUCACACACAGUCUGCCACUGUCCAUGCUCACACACAUUGAACGCACAACAUACCGUCUCUCCUGUCCAAAAGAUAUCCGAUAUACAGUAAAUCUCAACAUCCUAACAUUAACAUUAUUCUAGCAGGAAACGCCUAAAAAAAAAAACAAAUAAGAGUCCCUUAGUGGAAAAGCUAACGUAACAAACCCCUCCUGCAACCAAAACAGUGAUUCACUGUGUCUUCUGACUCCUUUCUACUGAAAGCAGCAUGAACUUUUUCAGCAGUUUGAGCUACAAUAGCUUCUAUUGGAUCAGACUACACAGGCCAGUCUUCACUCCCCACGCACACCCGUGAUCCUUGGCCCGUCCACGACCCUGACACCAGUUCACCGGUUUUCUUUCCUUGGAGCAAUUCUUUAUAGGUCCUGACCGCUGCAGACGGGAACAUCCCACAAGAGCUGCCGUUUUUUUGAAGUCUUUCUGACCCAGUCGUCCAGCCAUCACAAUUAGGCCCUUAUCAAAGUCGAUCAAAUUCUCACACUUGCCCAUUUUUUCUGCUUCCAACACGUCAAAAUGUUCACUUGGUGCCUAAUGUAUCCAGGCACCAUUGUAAUGAGAUAUUGUAUCUGUAGCUACGCGACAUUAUGACGGCUAGUCGACCGAGUCAGAGCAACUCCAAAACUGCAGCUCUUGUGGGAUGUUCCCGGUCUGCAGUGGUCAAGACAUACCCAACAUGCUCCUAGUAAGGAAACCAGUAUUAGUCUCCGCCACGGGAAAGUCUUUAGGAAUUUGUACUUUCUCAUUUCUCAGGAACACAACAAAGCUGAAAAAAAUUUCCCAUGGAAGUUGUAACAGGAACCGAUGUUUUGUUAAACACAAU
Molecule: messenger RNA, 3743 nt
Organism: Clarias gariepinus (North African catfish)
Lineage: Eukaryota; Metazoa; Chordata; Actinopteri; Siluriformes; Clariidae
Gene: pip5k1cb
Product: phosphatidylinositol-4-phosphate 5-kinase, type I, gamma b
Exons: 17
Coding region: 164-2362 (732 amino acids)
Biological process (GO): phosphatidylinositol metabolic process
Molecular function (GO): phosphatidylinositol kinase activity
Source: RefSeq, a predicted model, not a curated record